GAAGUAGACCUCUGUAGAAAAAGAUUGGUGCGCAAGCCGUAAAUGGGCGGGGCUCCGAGUCACGUGACCCCUCAACGUAGCCUCAAUGUGGCUCAGGGGACCGUCACUGCUGUUGGGUCUGGUGGGGACCAGAGGUUUGCUGAGAAGCAUGUGUGCUCAGGUAGGAGACUGGCAGACCGCCAAGUCGAUCUACGAGUUUUCUGCCAAGGACAUUGAUGGCAAUGAGGAAUCACUGGAGAAAUACAGAGGCUAUGUAUGCAUCAUAGUCAACGUGGCCUCUAAAUGAGGAAAAACCAGAGUAAACUACACUCAGCUAGCGAGAAUGCACGACUCCUAUGCUGAAAAAGGUUUACGCAUCCUGGGCUUCCCAUGCAACCAGUUUGGAGGACAGGAGCCAGGCACUGACGCAGAGAUUAAAGAGUUUGCUAAAGGCUACAACGCAGAGUUUGACCUUUUCAGCAAGAUUGAGGUGAAUGGAGACAACGCUCACCCUCUGUGGAAGUGGAUGAAGGCUCAGCCCAAAGGCAAAGGAACCCUGGGAAAUUCCAUUAAAUGGAACUUCACAAAGUUUCUUAUAAACAGAGAGGGACAAGUGGUGAAGAGAUACGGCCCCACCGAUGAUCCCGUUGUGGUGGAGAAGGACCUGCCCACCUACCUCCAAUACUAGGUCCUGACUAUUCACAUGAGCUUCAGUGUUUUGGAGUGUGUGUAUCUGGACCAGUGACGGUCUCUCUGUAAACCUUACAUUGGGGAGGGCAGACCUGAUGAUCCUCAGCGUGCAAAUAAUUUUUCCAGAGCGCACACACACCAAACACUAAGAGCAGGUGAAAGUCCUUUACUAGUCAUUCAGAGAACCUUCAACCUUGAAACAGCGUAUUCUUCCUUUUAAUCGCAAACCUGCUAGUUCUUUAUUAGUGUGAAACAACACCUAUCCAUGGCUUUUUGUGUUGCAUGGACACAUGCCAAAUGUUUUGCACCAAAUUCUGCAAUGCUAUAAAUAAUUUCUCACAAACUACCCAACAGCUUGUUGUUGUACAAUGACUUGUCCUGCCAUAAUAAAUGGUAAAUGAAUGCUGUCUUAGACACAGAUUGUCAUUUCAGAUGCACUGAAAAAAAAAGUAUUAAAAUGACAUCACGUGAAUCUCAA
Messenger RNA from Betta splendens (Siamese fighting fish), 1147 nucleotides. RefSeq names its product phospholipid hydroperoxide glutathione peroxidase-like. NCBI's taxonomy places the organism in Eukaryota, Metazoa, Chordata, Actinopteri, Anabantiformes, Osphronemidae. The transcript has 7 exons. Gene Ontology annotation, biological process: response to oxidative stress. Gene Ontology annotation, molecular function: glutathione peroxidase activity. The record is from RefSeq and is a predicted model, not a curated record.